GCGCAGCUGCUGAGCUUGCUCGUCGCAGUUCCCAGCAUGUUCAUCAUGAUGUACACAGGCGCCUUCUUCGAGGCCGUGGGCAUCAAUCAGCGGUCGGCUCGGGACGCCGGAGAGUAUGUGCGUGGCACCAUCUUCGUGAUGCCCUUCCACUUCCUCUCCUGUGCCACGCGCCUCUUCCUCCGAGCACUGAAGCUCCCUCGCCCACCCACCUACGUCAGCCUCGUGGUCUCGCUGCUCCAUCCGAUUUGGUGCUACCUUCUGCUUCACCGCUUGGGUGCGGGUGCCUUUGGCGCCGGCCUCACGGUCUCCAUCAGCUACGGCUUGUACUUCGCACUCUUGAUGGCCUACGUUGCAGUGGUAAGGCCGUCCCCCUGCGACGUGGCCUGGACGCCUCUGCCCCUGGAUCUGGCACGCCGUCGGCUAUGCAGCUGCCUGAAGCGCUUCAACGCCGAUGCCAGAGCGAUAGAGGCCGAACCUGGUUUCCGGGAGUACCUCCGAGUGGCCUUGCCUUCAGCGAUACUGAUGUGGACGGAGUGGUGGGUCUACGAGGCCAUGAGCCUCCUGGCAGGACUUUGCGGAAAGACUGCCCUGGCUGCGCACACGGCGACCUGCAGCUGGCUGCUCAUUAUCUUCAUGGUCCCCGCGGGCCUGGGGUCCGCCACCUCGGCCGCCGUGGGUCACGCCAUCGGCGGAGGCCAAAGUGCUUGGGCCCGCAGCAGUUUGAAAGCCGGGGCAGCUCUGAUCCUCGGGAGUUGCUCCGUCUUGGGGCUGCUGCUUUUCCUGGCCCGCGGGCUGGCGGGGCGGCUCUUCAGUUCGGAUGAGGAGGUGUUGGCGACAAUGAACGUCCUCAUCAUCAUCCUAGUUGUUUUCCAGCUCUUCGACGGCAUCCAAACCGUCCUCGAGGGUGGCCUCAUAGGACUGGGGCUCCAGCGCGGGGCUUCUCAGGUAAAACUGAUCUCCAUGGUGGUGGUGCGACUGGGCGGUGCAUACGUGCUUGCCAUAGCACUGCAUGUGGGCGUCUCUGGGAUUUGGAUUGCAGGCGUCCUCGGGAUGCUUGUCACGGUCGGCUUGUACAUCCGCCUCUUGCGACGCUGUGACUUCGAACUUUUGGCCAGCUCUGCGCAGCAGCAGCUGGUGCAGAGAGUUUAG
Symbiodinium sp. CCMP2456 is the source of this 1149-nucleotide messenger RNA. NCBI's taxonomy places the organism in Eukaryota, Dinophyceae, Suessiales, Symbiodiniaceae. The record is from the annotation of a GenBank genome assembly.